AUGUCAACCACCACGACCAUGCGAGCCUGGACAUACAUGCAAUCAGGCCUUCCAUCGCAAACGAUCGUGCUAGAUGAUGAGGCCCCCUCGCCCUCAGCUGCCGAGCUUGGCCCCGACGAGCUCCUCAUCGCGGUCAACUAUGUGGCCAUGAACUCGGGGUUCACGACCCUGAUGCGCUCCCUCCCGCCGCAGCCCUACUCCCUGCCGCACAUCUACAACCGUCAGAAGCGGUUGGGCGUCCCGGAAUUUGAAUUCUCGGGGCGUAUACUGGCUGUUGGCUCGGCCAUCCCUUCGACUCGACCCGACCUCCAACCCUCAACUCUCGUCCUGGGCUGCUGUGCUGCUAAACGGGUCUUCAUUGAAGGGAAAGGGGCGCUAGCGGAACGGGUCAUUGCGCCUGCAGCCCAAUUGAUUCCCUUGCGGCCCCUUUCUACUGUUACCACCCAAGAUGAUGAAAGCCCAGGACCGGACCCAGCAGCACCACCUAUAUCCCUCCUCGAAGCCUCCGGCCUCAGCGCUUGCGGCUGCACCGCCGUGCAAGUCCUGGACCUGACCAAGCUGGUUGCAGGGGACAAGCUAUUCGUGAACGGUGGCAGCACCAGCGUUGGCAUGCUAAUCAUCCAAGUCGCGCGCCAAGUAUUAGGGCAGACUGGCACGAUUAUCGCGUCAGGCACCGACGCUACCCUGAUCCGGUCAGUCGGCGCUGACGAUGUCAUCGACUACACGGCCCAACGCCCCCUGCACGAGUUCCUGCGCACGCAUCACGCCGGCCGACCCUUCGACGCGAUCAUCGACUGCGUCGGCGUGGCGGAGCUAUACACGCACUGCGAGCCGUAUCUUGCGCCCGGCAAACUGUUUAUCAAUUUAGGUGCGAUGACGGCCAAGCCCACAUUCUGGGGUUUGUUAUCAUUCGUCUGGAAUCAGCAUAUGGCGCCCCUGUGGCCGGGGUGGGUGCUGGGCGGCGUGCCGAGAAGCUAUCAGUUCUAUAGUGCACGGCCGAAUCGGGAGACUUUGGGUAGGGUGAUGCGGUUGGUGGAGCGUGGGGAAUUGAGGAUGGUGGUGGAUUCAGUGUGGGAGAUGCGUGAUGCGAAGAUGGCUUAUAAGCGGAUGGAGAGUAAGAGAGCAAAGGGGAAGAUUAUUGUUCGGGUGCAGGAGGAGUGA
Penicillium oxalicum is the source of this 1161-nucleotide messenger RNA. RefSeq names its product NAD(P)-dependent alcohol dehydrogenase. Gene Ontology annotation, molecular function: oxidoreductase activity. The coding region runs from base 1 to 1161 and encodes 386 amino acids. The record is from RefSeq and is a predicted model, not a curated record. The transcript is spliced from 2 exons. NCBI's taxonomy places the organism in Eukaryota, Fungi, Ascomycota, Eurotiomycetes, Eurotiales, Aspergillaceae.